Colletotrichum costaricense is the source of this 1035-nucleotide messenger RNA. RefSeq lists its product as uncharacterized. Gene Ontology annotation, biological process: protein phosphorylation. Gene Ontology annotation, molecular function: protein kinase activity; ATP binding. The transcript has 2 exons. The record is from RefSeq and is a predicted model, not a curated record. NCBI's taxonomy places the organism in Eukaryota, Fungi, Ascomycota, Sordariomycetes, Glomerellales, Glomerellaceae. The coding region runs from base 1 to 1035 and encodes 344 amino acids.
AUGGAUGGGCAGCAAGAAAGCGAGGAUCUAGCCGUGGAAAUCCUCAAGAAAAUUAUCGAUACUCUCCCGGCUGAUGUGUACGCAAUCAAAGCCUCUCCAGAAGGGAGUUUGAUUUCCAUGUCCAACGACCCCGAAGAUGACGAAACUUUUUGCGUAUAUUAUCCGCCUCUAGAGGAGGUCCAACGGCCUGAGGGUAUCAGGACAAUCAUUCGCUCUGAGCUCAAGGAAAUUGAUCGGCUCGGUCCCGACACUGAUCUUUUCAUUCAAAGGAUUUGGAAUGAACUGAAUCUGUGGAUGCGUCUUCCUCGGCACCCAAUUAUUGUUCCUUUCGAUCGGCUGGUGGUGGAUGAACUGAAGGGCCGCGUUGUUGGGUUCACAAGUGUAUUUAUUCCUGGCGGAACACUUGAGGAUGACCAAUCCCGCGUGUUCAAACUCAAAUGGUUCCAGCAGUUGACUAAUGUCGUGGACGUUCUCAACCUGAAGCACGGCAUCAUGCAUCAAGAUAUUGCUGCAAGGAAUCUAUUAGUCGAUCCGUCGACAGAUAGCUUGCAGCUGUUUGACUUCAACUUCUCGGGCCGCAUCGGAGGUCCCUCUUAUAUCGAAAAUCGGAACGAUGUCAAUGAUGUUAUCUUCACCCUGUACGAGAUCAUUACUCGCGAUGACCAUUUCAGGCAUGUGCCCCACGAGGAACAGAACCCGGAUGAUGUUCAAGGGCUGUCCACAUGGCCCAAGCAUCCAGAGGUACAGCUCGACCAUCCGGUGUCGGAAUAUCGAUCAUAUCUCAAUCGCUGGGUGAAAAGGAGGCGGGAAGAGAAAGGUAUCUCUGUUUAUACGGAAGCGCCAGAGCCAAUAGACUGGCCUCCGCUCCAAACUCCGAGAAGAGAGUACACCGCCGUUGAUAAGGAAGGAAAUGAAACUGUCCAGCUGAAAACGGAUUGGAGCAGAUUACGCCGCAACGAGAGAAAGGAAGGCAACAUCACGCUGGAAUGGCAACGCCCACCGCGGAACAAAGUUUUGCAAGAUGAUAGGAGUUAA